Molecule: messenger RNA, 2839 nt
Organism: Gavialis gangeticus (Gharial)
Lineage: Eukaryota; Metazoa; Chordata; Crocodylia; Gavialidae
Gene: KIF20A
Product: kinesin family member 20A
Exons: 17
Coding region: 166-2544 (792 amino acids)
Biological process (GO): microtubule-based movement
Cellular component (GO): nucleus; microtubule; kinesin complex
Molecular function (GO): microtubule binding; ATP hydrolysis activity; microtubule motor activity
Source: RefSeq, a predicted model, not a curated record
CCUCGCGCUCCGUAGGUCGCCCCAGAGGACGGCGCCAAGCUGAGGGUGCACCUGCGGGUCCGACCCCUGACGCCGGCCGAGCUGGAGAAGCGGGAGGACCAGGGCUGUGUCUGCAUCGAGAGCUCAGAGACUCUCCUCCUGCGGGCGCCUACGGACUCCUUUGCUAUGCGCAGCACAGAGCGUGGUGUGGGCCAAGCCACGCACAGGUUCACCUUCACGCAGAUCUUUGGCCCAGAUGUUGGACAAAAGACGUUCUUUGAUGCAACCAUGAAGGAGCUGGUGCAGGAUGUGCUGAAUGGGCAAAACUGGCUGGUUUAUACCUAUGGCAUCACCAACUCGGGGAAGACUCACACCAUCCAGGGGAACAGCAAGGACGGUGGGAUUCUGCCCCGCUCCCUAGCGCUCAUCUUCAAUAGCGUGGGAGAGCAGCUCUACCGAGCCAUGGAUGUCAAGCCCUCACUCUCCAGCGAGGUGGCCUGGCUAGACAGCAGGCAGGUUCAACAAGAAGAGACCAAGAAGCUGGUCUUGCUGCAUGGGGGAUUACGGGAGGAGUUGCGGACUCCACUGAAGAGGAGCCACAACACCGAAUCCCAGCUCCAGGCUGCCACUAGUAGCAGUUAUGACAGUGGAGUGGGUGGCCUCUCGUCUACCAGCCAAUUUGCCAACCACUCUGAGAGCAGCCAACUGGACGGCUCUUGUUGGGCUGAUCCAGACUGUGUCUCGCUCCAUGCCUCAAGAGACGUGCAGUUCUCCAUAUGGGUCUCCUUUUUUGAGAUUUACAAUGAGCAGAUCUACGACUUGCUGGAGCCAGCUCUGCCUGGCCCGAACCGCAAGAGGCAGACGCUGCGGCUGUGUGAAGACCCAAGCGGCAAUCCCUAUGUCAGAGAUCUGAACUGGAUCCACAUCCAAGAUGCCGAUGAGGCCUGGAAGCUCCUAAAGCUGGGUCAGAAAAACCAGAGCUUUGCCAGCACUCACCUGAACCAGAACUCCAGCCGCAGUCACAGCAUCUUCUCCAUCAGGAUUCUUCACCUAACAGAGGGCAGCAGUGAGAUGGUCCCCAAAAUCAGCGAACUGUCCCUGUGUGACCUUGCUGGCUCAGAGCGUUGCAAGGACCAGAAGAGCGGGGACCGAAUGAAGGAGGCAAACAACAUCAACACCUCUCUGCACACACUGGGCCGCUGCAUUGCUGCCCUGCGUCAGAACCAGCAGUCCAGGCUGAAGCUGGUUGUGGUUCCCUUCCGGGACAGCAAGCUGACCCGUGUGUUCCAGGGCUUCUUCACAGGGCGCGGGCGCUCCUCCAUGAUCGUCAACAUUAGCCAGUGUGCAUCCAUGUAUGAUGAAACCCUGCAUGUGGCCAAGUUCUCAGCACUCGCCAGCCAGCUCGUUCAAGCUCCUGCAAAAGUGGUUCUCCCAUCUAUCCAGUCCAUCAUGAGGGAACACAGACGUUUUAGCCAGAGCUCAGAAGCAGGCCUAAAGCAGGAAAUGGAAUCUGAUGAAGAGGGUGGAGAUGAAGCAGAUGUGUCCUUGUAUGACAAGGAGGACUUGCUGCGUGUUGUGGAUGCUGCGCGGGAGCUGCUGGUGCAGGAAAGGCGGGAGAAGCUGCGUCUGGAAAUGCAGCUCCGGGAGGAGAUCUGCAAUGAGAUGGUGGAGCACCUGCAGCAGAAAGAGCAGUGGUGCAGCCAACAUGUGGAUGCCCAGAAGGAGCUACUGGAGGAGCUGUAUGAGGAUAAGCUGAGCAAUCUGAAGGAGUCACUAACAGACUAUUACCAGGAGGAGAUCAGGGAACGGGAUGAGAAGAUUGAAGAGCUGGAGGCUGCGCUGCAGGGGGCAAGGGUGCAGCUGGAGAACCUGGAGCUGAAGCAGCAGGAUGCUGGGCAAGAGGGCCUGCGCAGGUCAAAGCGAGUGGCAGCAUCUGCAACCUCUGUGCAACAGGAGCUGCUGGAAGCCAAAGCCAAUCUGGAGCAGUGUCAGUCAGAGCUGAGAACCACAACAGCAGAGCUACGCAAGUACCAGAGGCUGCUAGAGCCACCACCUUCUGCCAAACCCAUCACUGCAGAUGUGGACAAGAAGCUGGAGGAUGGACAGAAGAACGUGAGGCUGCUGAGAUCAGAGUUGCAUAAACUUGGGGAGUGUCUGCAGUCGGCCGAAAGAGCGUGUUGUCACAGCACGAGUGCAGGGAAGCUUCGUGAAACCCUCUGCACUUGCGAAGAGAUCCUGGCUAGACAGGACCAGACGCUGGCAGAGCUGCAGAACAACAUGAUGCUGGUCAAGCUGGAUCUACGGAAGAAAGCAGCCUGCAUUGCUGAACAGUAUCAUACUGUGCAGAAGCUCCAGGCCCCUCCAACAUCCACCUUGAAGAAGCGAUUCUGUGCCAACAGAGAGAACCUGCAGCCAAGCCAGCCUCCUGGCAAAAAGCCGUUCCUGCGCAACUUCCUGCCCUGCUCGCCUGCCCGUACAGGAGUGGCCGAGAGUGGCCCCUACAGCUGCAUCCUGCGAGCCCGUGGAACACCAGCACACAAGACCUUGCCCUUUGGUAAGAAGUAGAGUGGGGCCUGCGGGUUGGUUGAGCCUUUAAGGCAUAUUUUACUGUGUUUUAGCCACAUGUAUAUAAACGACUGUAUCUAGGGUAAUUCUUCAGGGCUUGUGUAGACACUGUGGGGGGUGACUACCAACAAGGGUUUUAGAUUGUCCACAUUGUGUCUCAGGCUAGCUGCUAUUCCGCUAUACAUGGAUCAGAGCCUCAAGCCCGGACUGCAAUAUAACCCUGCCUCUCUUUUUUUGUGUGUGUAUUCUGUUACAUUGUUUAUGCAUGACAAUAAAUGUCUUCUUACUGGCAGCA